AUGUCGUCGUCAGACAAUGGUCUUAGUGAAGCCGAGAAGGGAGUUCCAGCGUCCAAUACCAUUUAUCCGACUGAGACCAGCAGAGAGCGCGAGCUUCACGAAUUCAAGGAUACCGAAGGUUACGAUGUCAAUGUAGAAGACGGCGGACGAGGCGGCAGCAUCAAGCUUGCCAAAGACGGCCACACCAGGCUGAUUCCACAGCCGAGCGACGAUCCCAAUGAUCCCCUCAACUGGUCCUCGCGCAAGAAGAAUCUAUGCCUGUUUAUCGUGGCGGCCACUGCGCUGCUGCCGGAUUACGGUUCGGCCACGGGCGCCGUGACUCUUUUGCCUCAGGCAGUUCAAUGGAACAUGACCGAAGAUGAGGUCAAUCAUUCGCAAGCCGGCAACGUCUUUAUGCUUGGCGCUGGAGGAAUAGCCACCGUCAUGCUGAGUGCUUACUUUGGUCGUCUACCUGUCAUGUUCUACUUUCUCAUUGUCGCCUUGGCCACGGCAAUCUGGUGCGCUGCUGCCACCACCUUUGACUCGUUCAUGGGCGCCCGCAUUCUCAAUGGAUUCUUUUCCACGUGUGCGCAGGCGGCUGGCAUGAUGUUUAUCCAAGACAUGUUCUUCUUUCAUGAGAGAGCUCGAAAGAUCAACAUUUGGGCAUCGUUCUUCGUCAUCAGCCCCUACAUCGGACCCCUGUUUGCCGCAUUCAUGGUCGCCACCAAGCCGUGGCCGACACCUUUCUGGGUGUACGUUGCCGAGACUGGUCUCUGCUUGAUUCUCACCAUCUUGUUCUUGGAAGAGACAUUCUACGAUCGAAGAAUACCACAGGCGGAGCAGCCUCCCAGGGGCAGCCGACCAUCCCGCCUUUUGGGUGUUGCACAGUUCCGAUCAAGACAUCUCAGAAACAGCUUUGGGCAGGCAUGCAUGCGCAUCGUCCAUGUAAUUCUGAAGCCUACAGUCAUUAUUUCAAACUUUUACUAUCUAAUGACAUUUGCCUGGGUCGUCGGCAUCAACACGACCCUGUCCAUCUUCCUCGGCCCCGUCUACGGCUUUGGGCUCAACCAGAUUGGCUUCUUCUACUUUACCCCCGUCAUCGCCGUCAUCCUCGGCGAGGUGGCGGGCCACUACCUGCACGACGUGCUCGCCAACGCCUACAUCCGCCGGCACGGGGGCCGCUUCGAGCCCGAGGCCCGGCUGCACGCCAUUGGGCUGGCCCUGCCCUUUCUCGUCGUCGGCCUCGUGGUCCUCGGCCAGGCCCUGCAGAACCAGUGGCACUACAUGGUCGCCUCGGUGGCCUGGGGCCUGUACGUCUUUGGCAUCAUGAUUACUACUGUUGCCAUUUCCUCGUACAACCUCGACAGCUACCCCGAGGCCUCGGGCGAGGUCUCGGCCUGGCUCAACAACUCGCGCACCCUGGGCGGCUUCAUCAUUAGCUACUUUCAGGUCACUUGGGCCAAUGCCCAGGGCACCAAGAUUAGCUUUGGUGUGCAGGCGGCUAUUUGUGCGGGAGCUUAUUUGCUGGUGCUCCUAUUGCUCUGGAAGGGCAAGCAGCUGAGACUCUGGGCUGGUCCGCUGCACUUUGCGACUUCCUAG
Pestalotiopsis fici W106-1 is the source of this 1578-nucleotide messenger RNA. RefSeq lists its product as uncharacterized. Lineage: Eukaryota; Fungi; Ascomycota; Sordariomycetes; Amphisphaeriales; Sporocadaceae. The record is from RefSeq and is a predicted model, not a curated record. The transcript is spliced from 5 exons. Gene Ontology annotation, biological process: transmembrane transport. Gene Ontology annotation, molecular function: transmembrane transporter activity. Bases 1 to 1578 code for a protein of 525 amino acids.